Molecule: messenger RNA, 3026 nt
Organism: Metopolophium dirhodum (rose-grain aphid)
Lineage: Eukaryota; Metazoa; Arthropoda; Insecta; Hemiptera; Aphididae
Product: zinc finger MYM-type protein 1-like
Exons: 6
Coding region: 753-1946 (397 amino acids)
Source: RefSeq, a predicted model, not a curated record
AAUAGCUUAUACCUAUAGCUUUUAACUUAUUUCUUAUGAAUACAAAAUUUAAUUUUAAAUAAGACAUUAUUAUUAUUAUUUUACUUUUGAAUACAAGAUAUGUAUUAUAUAGUUUGUAACUAUAAUAUUUAUGUAUUGUUUUUUUUUAUUUAAGUGGGUACGGCCCAAAGAUAAAAUGUAAUUAUUAAUAACUUAAAUUUUUUUUUCAUCAUUAUACAUUUCUUUAUUCAUUUACUUUAUGAUCACGUUACAAUCAUAGGCGCAACUAGGGGGGUGCUAGGGGGACUUUAGCACCCCCAGACUAAAAAUUAGCACCCCCAAAAAUUCAAAGUCAAAUCCUUGAUUUGUAAGCUGUAGGUAUUUCAUUAUUGUACCUACCUAUUCUGUUCAAAUUUUUAUUUUAGAAUAAUUUAUUUAUAUUUAAUGUUUCGAAGAUAGUUAUAUUAGAUGACAACAUAGUUUGUCAUGAGGUCUACAAUAUAAUAUCAUGAUAGCCGAUAGGUAAGGUAUAUUGCAUUGGGAAUUUGGUUGUGUUAAUAGUUAUUUUUAAACUGUUAUAUCUACGUAAUCCGCUACCCGUAUGUUUUCCAUUAUAUGCGUUAUCGUUAUAAAUUAUAAAUAUAACUUAUAACAUUACACAACAGUCGACGAGACGACGACACACGUUAUACAGACAUACAGUACCCAAAACUUGAACUGCCAACAGGUAACAGUAUUCCGUCUCCGUAAAUCUGAAUUGAUAGGUAUUUAAAAUGUUUAGUAUUUUUAAAAAACGGAAACGGAAACCUAAAGAUAAUAAUGAGGAAAACGAAAUUGAAGCUGAUAUUGACGAUCCUGGCAUGGUUGACAUUUCUACUAAUAGUACUACUCAUACAAGUGAUACAACUCUUGAUUUGGGAAAUAAAGAUUCCGGCCCAUGUCGUCCUAUACUUACAGAAUAUAAAAAAAUUAAAUUUGGAACACAACAAAGAUCGUUUCGAAGCCAAUGGUACAAUGAAUGUGAUUGGCUAGAAUACAGUGUUCAGCGUAACGCUGCAUUCUGCUUUGUUUGCCGAACUUUCGGUUCAGAAAAUUCAGGUGAAAAUAUAUGGAUUAAAUCUGGGUUCAAUAAUUGGCAAAAGUUUCUUGUAAAAUCAAAAAAACAUUCUUCUACCAGUACUCAUUUGACUAAUUUAUCAAAAAUGUGUGCAUAUAAAAGUAGUUUAAAGACAGGAUCUGUUGUGACACAACUAUCUAGCGCUCAUAAAAAACAAGUUGAAAUUAAUCGCAAAUACAUGUCUAGUUUAAUAGAUGUUGUGUUAUACCUUGCUAAGCAAGGCAUAGCAUUUAGAGGACAUAAUGAAAAUUUAGAUUCUUUAAAUCAAGGUAAUUAUAAGGAAAUGUGCCAUAUGGUAUUUUCAAAGUUCAUGCCAGAUUUGAAAAAUGUAUAUGAGAAUAAAAUUAACCAUACCAGUUGGAAAGUGCAGGACGAAAUUAUUAAAAUAAGUGCUGACCUAAUUAAAGAAAUUAUUGUUGAGGAAAUUGUUGUUUCUGGGAAUUUUGCACUUAUGGUUGAUGAAGCCAGGUCCCAUAAAGAAGAACAGUUAUCUGUAUGUGUGCGGUAUGCUGUUGGUCUUGAGGCACGUGAAAGAUUUUUGCAAUUCAUAGAUGUUUCUAAUGGACAAACUGCCAACCAUAUUAUUUCUGCUGUUUUUAAUUGUUUUCAAAAUUUAAGUAUUAAUAUCAAUACAUUAAAUAUUGUUGCUCAGUCUUAUGAUGGUGCCAGCGUAAUGGCUGGACACCUUGGAGGUGUCCAGGCAAAAAUUAAACAACAAUUUCCAUGUGCCAUAUACACACACUGUAUGGCACACAGAUUAAAUUUGAUUGUUGUGGAUAUGUGUAAAGGAAUAAAGAGAGCUCGAAGUAUUUUUAAUACUUUAGAAAUGGUUUAUGUUCAUUUCUCUUGACCAUCCAACAAUGCUAAACUCAUUGAAGUUCAAUCUAAACUAGGUUUAAAAAAAGGAAAUUUUCUCAGGAUAUGCGAUACAAGAUGGGUAUGUCGCUAUAAAAAUUGCGAGUCGAUGAUAAAAAAUUACUCAUCAAUAUUAGAAUUUUUAAAGAAUGAAGUUGAAGCACAAGUGGACAAAGAUGCUAUUGAAGCUAUCGGUAAUUGAAAAAAAAUUAUGUAAUGUAAUUAUAAUUUGAUACAUUAUUUUUAAUUGUUGAAUUUUUUUCUUAAUUAUAAUUUUAGGUAUUCUCGGUCAAAUACAAAACUGUGCUUUUUUUAUUGGAGUUACUCUAUUGAAAGACAUUCUUGGUAUCAUUAAUAUAAUAAGUGUCACAUUACAAUCUAAAAAUGCCACUUUAGGAAAAGCAAAAAGCAUUAUCAAUGGAAGUAUACAAAGUAUUGAAAAAUUACGUUCUGACAUUGAAUUUUCUACAUUUUGGCAAAAAAUUACAUCUUUAGCUGAAGAGAAUGAUAUAACCCUUGAAGUACCACACAAAGGUAAAUAUUAGAUUAACUGUAAACCUUUGUAAAAUCUAAAGGUUUUUCUUAAAUAAGUUUUAACUUUAUGUGUGAAAUACAUUUCUUAGACAUUCAUAUGUAAUAAUUAUUAAUUAACAAUACCAUCAAAACAAAAUUCAUGUUCACAAAAAUCAAAAUUUAAAUACAUAUAACAGUAAUUUAAUUUUAAGUUACUAAUAAAAAAUGUAUUUAAUGAUUAGGAAGGAAACGGAUAAGAACUCAACCGAAAUCUUUGAACAAUUUUUACUUACAAUUAACAACUGGAGAAGAAAAUGAACCAAAUAUUACACAAUCUGUUGAAGACUAUUGGAGACAAAAUUUAUACUAUCCAAUAAUUGAUUCUAUAAUCGUUAAUUUAAAAUAUAGGUUCUCUGAAGACAGUUUAUCUAUGGCUUGCUCCGUUGAUAAUUUUAUGAAUAUGAACUAUGAAGGAAGCUUAGAGUUCAUAAAUAACUAUAAAGUAAAAUUGAUAUAAUAUUAAAUACAAUUUCAAUAUUGAAUUCAAUUUUUUUUUCAGUAG